Ascoidea rubescens DSM 1968 is the source of this 2772-nucleotide messenger RNA. RefSeq names its product protein kinase BUB1 (gene BUB1). The coding region runs from base 1 to 2772 and encodes 923 amino acids. The record is from RefSeq and is a predicted model, not a curated record. Gene Ontology annotation, biological process: meiotic sister chromatid cohesion, centromeric; protein phosphorylation; mitotic spindle assembly checkpoint signaling. Lineage: Eukaryota; Fungi; Ascomycota; Saccharomycetes; Ascoideales; Ascoideaceae. The transcript is spliced from 4 exons. Gene Ontology annotation, molecular function: ATP binding; protein kinase activity.
AUGGCUCAAUUGCUAAACAAAAAAGAUAGAACAACUGAAAAGCCAACCAGUUUCAAUUCUAUAGAAGAUGAAAAAGAAAACAUACAGCCUAUACUUCAAGGGAGAUCUGUCGCUGCUCUAUCAAACACUUUCAAAAGAGCUAAAAACUACGACCAAUUUCAUUCUUCAAUAAUCAACGAUAAGUUGAAGUUCGAGAAUAAUUUAUCCAACGCAGAUCUACUAGAUGAUCCAAUUCAGCCUUAUCUUGAUUACUUGGACUGGUUUCAACAAACUUUUCCACAAGGCCCAACUCUAAAUAAUGGUUACAUUGACUUCUUGGAAAAAUCAAUUCGCAAAUUUCAAUCAAAUUCAACUUAUAAAUUUUACCAUAAUGAUCCAAGAUAUUUGAAAUUUUGGUUAAUUUAUUUGAAAUACACUGAUAAUCCCUUCCUUGUCUUUAAAUUUUUAUACAAAAAUAAAAUCGCUUUAAAUCUAUCUCUAUAUUAUGAGUUUUUUGCCAACUACUUGGAAUCAACACACUCCUAUUUAAACUCUUUGAAAAUUUACUUGAAAGGAAUUCAAAAUAAUGCAAGACCCAUAAAGAGACUAAUAUCAAACUACUACCAAUUUCUCUCAAGAAAUAGAUUCAUACUAAACACCAAUUUAAACAUCUCUUUUCAAUCCCAUGAUAUCUCAAAUAUUGAUAUCGAUAACGAUAUUAAAAUAAUUAAUCUACCUGAAACUCAACCUCCAUCUACAAAUAUUGGCUUAUAUGAUCACAAUUCAACAACUGAUCAAAUCGGAAUUCUACCUUCUAUUAACCCAACCAUAAACAAAAAUAAAAAAAAAAUAUCAAUCUUCACAGAACUAUCCUCUAAUGAAGAAAAUAAUAACAAUAAUAGUCACAAUAAUACUAAUAAUAACUCUUUUUUAGAUUCUUUAUCAAAAAAUUUAACAAAUUGGAACGACAUUGGCACAAUCGCUCAAAAUCGAAAAGAAAAUUACAUAUCUCCAACUUCAUGGGAUGCUCUAAAAAGACCAUUUGACCAAAUUUCUAACGAUAAACUGGAUUCAAAUCCAUUAAAUAAAACAAAUGAAGAAACCGUUUCAAGUACCCCAAAAAAAUUAAAAAUUUCCAAUAAUUAUCAUAAACCUCAAGUACAUACUGAAUUAAUUGGAUAUAAUGAUGAGGUUCAAAUAGAUAAAUCUACUUUAAAAAAUAAAAAACAUCAAUCAUCUGGAAUCAUUAAAAAACCACAAUCUCCAACACAAACAAUCUUCACCAAAAAAGCAUCUGAAGAAGUACUAUUUAUGUUUAAUCAAAAGUUUGAAAAUAAUUUUAAAACUCAAGAAAAAAACCCUAAAGUUGAUAUAAAAUUUGAUGAAAAUGAAUUGGGUAUUCAUAUAACAACUACAACCAAACAGCCUCUUAAAUCAAUCACUGAUGACAAAACCUCUAGUAUAUUUGAUGACAAACUAAACAGUUCUCCAUUUAUAACAAAUCCAUUAAAUUUUAGCUCCAAAGAAAAAAUUGAGUAUUUGAAAAUCGAAAUAAUUGAUCCCUUUAACGAGAAAUUCAAACAAGAAAUUAUUAAUAAUAAUAUUUUACCUUUGUUAAAUUCAUACAAAAAUUUUUAUAGAUAUUCUAAAGAUGAAUCAGUAAAUAUGUCAGAAAAUUUUGAAAAGGCGUUUGCAAAUGCUAAUAUUUCAAAUAUUAAAAAAUCGGUUCCAUUGGCAAAAAGUGAUGAAAUCUUUUGCAUUCGAAGAAAAAUUGGAGAAGGUGGAUAUGCCAAAGUUUAUUUAUCAGAAACAUCUAAGGGUGAAUUUCGGGCUAUAAAAUUAGAAAAGCCAGCGAAUAUGUGGGAAUAUUAUAUUUUAAAUCAAAUUAAAGAGAGGUUUUUGAAAAUAUCGAAUGAUAAAAACUUGUGUGUUUCAAACUCUGUAAUUAAUGUUGAUUCAUUGCAUUAUUUUGAAGACGAGUCUUAUCUUAUUUUGGAUUAUUGUAAUCAAGGCACAAUUCUUGAUAUAAUUAAUUUUUUUAAAGAAAAAUCUAAAAUGAAUAAUAAUCAAAGUGUGAAUGUUGGGAUAAGUGAAAAACUAUGUAUAUUUUUUACAAUCCAUCUUUUAAGAAUUGUUGAGAAUUUACAUGAGAUUGGAAUAAUUCAUGGAGAUUUGAAAUCUGAUAAUUGUUUACUAAAUUUUGAAAAAUUAGAAAACAAUGAAUUAAAGAAUUGGAAUCCCAAGUUUGAUAGAAAUGGAGAAGAUAACUGGAAAUUCAAAGGAAUUAAAUUAAUUGAUUUUGGUAGAGCAAUUGAUGUUGAAUUAUAUAAAGAAAAAAAAAGUGGAAGCAAAAAAAUAAGAUUUAAGACCAGCAACAAGAGAUUUGAUAACUUAGGUGGUCAAGAUUGCCCACAAUUAAGAGAAGAUGAAGUGUGGUCAUAUGAAAUUGACUAUUUUGGGUUGGCAAGUAUAAUUUAUUCAAUGUUAUUUGGAGAGUAUAUCAAGAUUGAAAGGAUUGAUAAUAAUGGAAUAAACCGAUACAAAUUGGCUAGUAAAUUUAAACGAUAUUGGAAAACUGAGUUGUGGGAACCAUUGUUUGAUUUUUUAUUAAAUUGCUAUGACGAGAAAGCUGAUGAUUGCACAUUACCUAAAACAGGCAAGCUAAAGAAGUUUAGAGAAAUGUUUGAAGAUUGGUUGGAGAUCAACUAUAAUGAUGGCGAGGUUUUAAAAAAUAUUAUAUGGGAUAUUGAAACAACAUUAAGUGAACAGAAUUUCAAGAAAAAGUAUAGCUAG